This is a messenger RNA of Trichogramma pretiosum, 3196 nucleotides long. RefSeq names its product nose resistant to fluoxetine protein 6-like. The record is from RefSeq and is a predicted model, not a curated record. NCBI's taxonomy places the organism in Eukaryota, Metazoa, Arthropoda, Insecta, Hymenoptera, Trichogrammatidae. The transcript has 10 exons. Gene Ontology annotation, molecular function: acyltransferase activity, transferring groups other than amino-acyl groups. Bases 376 to 2475 code for a protein of 699 amino acids.
AGUAUAUAUCUACGCCAUAGCCGAUCCGCGUUUGUAUAAGCAGUAGCAGUAGAAACAGCUGUAGCAGUAGAAGCAGUAGAAGCAGCAGCAGCAGCACUAGCAGUAGUGGUAGUAGCAGUUGACGAGAGAGCGGCUCAUUUGGCGUUGGUUUAUUGCCGGAGAAAGGCAAUAUAUAUCGCGCGGCGAUCGACUCCGACAUAUAUAUAAGAGUUCGCGACAGUUUACUGCUAUAUAUACACAUGCGCAAAAAUAUAUAGCACGCGUACGUGUGUGUGUGCAUGUCGUGUCGAGCAACGAGUGCAACUGCGGAGGAUCCGUGCGCGCACAGGACAAGAGAUAAGAGCGAAGAAGAUACACGGAGGAAGAAGAAAAGUCAUGUGGUCGCCGCGAGCGGCUCCGUGUCAGCCGCCGAUGCUGCUGUCUGCUGCUGCCGCCGCGAUCUUAACGAUUCUGAUCCUGGCGCCGGGGUCGCGGGCCGAUUACCAGGAGUUCCUGCUGAACGAGCAGAUCGAGGACAAACUGAACCUGCUGAGACCGGCCAACAUCUUCAAGACGCAAUGGCUGCUGGAGGGGCGCGACGACGACCACCUGGCCAGACCGAUCAACUCCAGCUGCGCCAGUGACCUGUCGCUGUUCAUCAGGGCGCUCGGCAAUCGCGAGCCAUGGGCGCUAAAAAUGCUGGACGCCUCGUCGAAGGUGCCCUCGGGCCUGCUGCAGGGCCACGUGAUCGACAUGGGCAUGUACGACGAGUGCCUCGAGGUCGCAGGCCGCCACUGCAUGUACGAGCUCAACCCGACGAUGGUCGGCCACGACGAGCACCACUUCCCGCUCAAUCCGACCCUGUCGCUCUGUCUGCCGGCCAGUUGCUCGGCCCAAGACGUCUAUCGGCUGCUCAACGACACCAUCGCCUCGGAGCGUCGCCUCCAAAGUCUCGGCAUCUCCGUGGCCUCCGCCACCUGCACCACCGUCGAGUCCAAGUCCUCCGAUUCGGAGCUCUACUGUCUAGUCAUUGUCAUGGUGAUCUACAUCGGGUUCUUGGUAAUGUGUACGCUGCUGGAUCUGCGCGAGCGACAAGAGGCGGCCGAGCGAGCCGAUUGCAAAGCCAUCGCUUCUAAAUCCGACGCGGCCGCGCCGGAGACGUCGACGACCGGUUUGACGAAAACACUCGUGCGAUUUUCCUUCGUACGGAACGCCGAGGCCGUGCUCAGCACGAAAGUGCACGAGGGCAAUCUGCCGGUCAUCAAUGGGAUACGCGUCAUCAGCACCGCCUGGAUCGUCCUCUUUCACGAGUACUUCGUCCAGCUCUUCGGCGUCAACGUCAACGUUCUGGACAUUCCCAAGUGGUUUUCGUCGAGGAGAUCAUUAUACCCGCUCGUCGGCGUAUUUGCGGUUGACACUUUCUUGGCACUGAGCGGUUUCUUGAUGACCUACACAUUUUUCAAGCAAAUCGAAAAGAAAAAAACUUUCAAUGUAUUUUUGUACUAUCUACAUCGUUUCAUAAGAUUGACACUGCCCGUGGCUGCACUUGUGGCAAUAACGAUAAUUUUGCUGCCAAGAAUAACAACCGGAGCACGACUCGAGUGGCUGCAAGACAUAUUCGUAUCGGGUUGCCGCUCCAAGUGGUGGUCUAUUUUAUUGUACGUGCAGAAUUUCGUCGAAAAGGAUAACUACUGUCUCUUGCACUUGUGGUCGUUGUCGGUGGAUAUGCAGCUUUUGUGGGUUUCACCGGUCAUCCUUUUGCCAUUGUACAGAUCACCAAAAGUUGGUAUGGCAAUCGCUCUCACAUUAUUCGUAACUUCGAUAGCGACAUCCGCAGCUUUGGUUGGAAUAAACAAAUACUCAGCGAUAUACCUAACGAGAGAGCUCAACAUGCCGCAAGUAUUGGGCUCUUUCAGAGAUGUCUAUGAAAUGUCGUACACGCGCGCAUCGCCUUGGUUAAUGGGUGUAUUAUUUGGCUACGAAGUCACGUACAAAAAAAUCAAACCGAACAAGAUAAUCAUAUGCUGCGGCUGGAUACUUAGUAUAGCAGCGUUCAUUUUUUGCAUACUCGGGACGGCAUCUUUUACAUACGCCAGCUACCAAUACAGUCCAAUUUGGGAAAUCGUGUUCGCCGCCGCCGCCAGACCUGCUUGGGCAUUCGGCAUCUGUUGGAUCAUUUACGCCAGCAUACAUAAAUCAGCCGGUUUAUUGGCGAAAUUUUUGUCUUGGAAAAUUUUCCUGCCUCUCAGCCGAAUAUCGUACAGCAUUUAUCUGGUUCACAUAAUAUUUCCAAUGAUCCAAAUAGCUGCGUUGCGUGCACCGAGAUUUUUCAACGAGUAUUCAAUCAUCCACUCGUACAUCAGCAAUCUAGGACUGUCCAUCGUCGCGGCGUUCUUCUUCAGUCUCACCUUCGAAGUGCCCAUGCUGAUAUUCGAGGAUAUUAUAUUCGGCAGUAAAAAGGCCGUCGCCGCCACAGAGACGCGCAAAAGCCAGUGAUAUGAAACAUUUUGCAUCCUGUCGCGUAUUUGAGCAGAGACGAUGAAUCGAGAAUCGAUGUUCGUUCGACUAAUCGAUAUCCAAGACAGAGCAAUGUACAUUUGAAUUCGUCCAAAGGUAGAUUAAGUUGCAUGAUUAUGAAGUGCGCUUUGUGAUGAUGGGGCAGGGGUCCGAUCGAUCGUGCAGCAGCAGCGCCCGGCGCGCGAGUUUCGUUUUGUAAAUACGGAGUUGAUGAGUUCGUAUUAUAUACGUUUAUCAUAUAUGUAUAUGAUUUUUAGUAUGGUAAUGAUCGACGUAGACGUACACAGUAUUACUUGUAAUGUAUAUAAAUGUACACGCGUACGCACGCAUAAAUUAUACACCCAAGUGCCAAUGACUCGCGCGAGUCCGGAUAGUUGUAUUUUGAUUGUAUUGUGCGAAAGAGAGAGAGAGAGAGAUAGAGAAGAGAGUGCGCGACACGACCACAUUAUCGUACGUAUCAUCUCUAUCGUCAGCUUGUUGUUGUUAUUUAUUUUCUCGAGUUUGUAUGUCUGUGUGCGUGUAUGUGUGUGUAUGUGCGCGUUACGCAACUAUAUAUAAGUGUAUAAGAUUCACAAAAGCACGUGUCGAAAGGCCGUCGACGAUCGAUCAACGGGCUAAUGACUCGUUGAUAUAUACGUACGUCAUAUGUAUAAUCACAGGAAUUGGAUAAUUUUAAGGUUUUUUUUUGUUACACCUUUAG